Messenger RNA from Stylonychia lemnae, 2364 nucleotides. The record is from the annotation of a GenBank genome assembly. Lineage: Eukaryota; Ciliophora; Spirotrichea; Sporadotrichida; Oxytrichidae.
AUGCAUUAAGCUAUUCAUAAAAAUUCAACUGGGAACAGUUUCCUAGGUUUUUCAUCCCAGGAUCUACAGUUGCUUAUUUAACACCAUGACAGAAUAGUAAACCCAACAAAUAACGAGUAUUCUAAGCGAAUCGGAUGUUCGAGUGCUGACUUUGAAAUUGUAGAAGAACUAGGAAAAGGUGCUCAUGGAAUAGUUUUCAAAGUAAAAUCAAAGAAAAAUAAUAUGUUCUAUGUGAUGAAAAGAAUAAAUUUCAACAAUUUGAAGCCAAAUUACAAAAAAGAAGCAUUAAGAGAGGUGCAAUUACUAAGAAGACUUGCAAAUCCUCAUAUUAUAAAGUACUAUAAUUCAUUUAUGGAGGACGAAUGUUUAUUUAUUAUCAUGGAAUAUGCAGAAAAAGGAGACUUACAUAAAUUCCUUAAAGCAAAAAGAGAUAAAAAAGAGCAUAUUCCUGAAAGUGACAUCUGGCUCAUGGCAUUUUAGAUUUGUCUAGGUGUAGGUUAUCUGCAUUUUUAGAAAAUAAUACAUAGAGAUCUCAAAUGCAUGAAUAUAUUGUUGUCUGAGGAUGGUACAAUCAAAAUAGGGGAUCUAGGAGUUUCAAAGGUUCAUCAAUCAAACUCAGGAAAUCUUUUUGAUAGUCAACCUAAUUCAUAGUAACAAAAGGCAAGAACUAAAGUUGAUUAAUUUUCAGUACCUAAUGAUGCCAAAAUCGGAAGAGUUGGUACGCCACUUUAUUUAAGUCCAGAGGUUGUUAGAUAAAUGCCUUAUGACUAUAAAGUAGAUACUUGGGCUGUGGGAUGCUGUUUAUUUCAUUUAGCAGCACUUGAACCUCCUUUUCUAGGCGAGAACAUAUAAGUACUUGGAGCUAAAAUCAUCAAUGAGCAACCUAAAAAGCUACCAUCUGAGUAUAGUGAAAAAUUAUAAAACUUUGUAGUCAAUAUCUUGCUAUAAAAAGAUCCCAAUGGAAGACCUUAUAUAAAUUAGAUCCUGAGAAAGCCUAAUAAAUAUUUUGCGGAGGAGAUUAUUCCUAACUCUCAAAAUAAAAGGAUCAUCAUCUAAGGAGAGCCAAAGAAUUAAAUUCCAACUAAUGAGAGCACAAGACCUAAGACUUCAUAAGUAAAGAAGUUGUAUUAAAAAAUAACAAGCGUUUAAAAAUAAUAAUAGUAGGAUCAUUAAGAGACUUUGAGACAUGGAAAUAUCAGUGCUAAUAACAAUGAUUAUAGCGAAUCCUCUGCAUUUUAAUUCAAUACACCGAGAUAAGAAUAGUAUAAACCGAGAAUUCAAUAAGUGCAAAGCUAAAAUGUGGAAUAUGAGGCCCCCUCUUCCUAAAGAAAUUCAUCAUACGUUAACCAGAACAUACAUAGAUACUCUAGUGGAGCUAUUGGUGAUCAAAGUAAAGACAGCUAAAAUGAUAUCACAUUUUAAUAGCAGCAAUAACAUUUCCAAGAUUAUAAUUAAAAAAGAACUCUACUUCAAAGUUCUUAAAAUGCAAGAAGAUAGGCUUCUUAAGCAAACAAUUCUUCAAGAAAGAUUAUACCUGGUGUAAGUUCACUUAGAGAUCCCAAUAAGGCAAAUGAGUCAUAGCUAAAUAACAUUUAUCACAGUAAAACUGAAUAAAACUUUUAUUAGCAUAUGAAUAAUCAAUAGAACUAGGUCUAAAAUUAAUGUGAUAUAUCCCACUCUACUAAUAAUAGAACUACAUUUAGAGUGUUGACACAGAUGACUUCAACCAAUUCCAAAGCCUAAGUUAGGCCAAUACAGCAAUCAAACACUUUUAAUGAAAAAGAGAAGGAAGCGACAAUUUUGCCAGAAGUAUCUUCAAAAAGGUAUCUAUACUCAGAUGAGAAAAAAAAGACUCCAUAAUAAAUGACAAAUGAUAAGAGAGCAUCAGUGGCUCCUGUAUAGAGCAAAUUACUUGAUGCAAUUAAUUCUCAAAAUCUUUAUCCUCAUUAAUAAUUUGAGGAUAGAUCAAUUGAAAGAUAAAAUGAAUCUGAUAAAGUUCCUCUAAAUCCUAUGAGACAAACUAUUUGGGGAGGUUUUCAAAACUAGGCAUUUAAAACUGCGACUAAUGGAUUCUAAAAUGCAUCAUAAAACUUUGCAACUGUCACAAACUCAAUGAAGCUGGGUAGAAACCAGAUACCUAUCACAACCAAUCAUUAAUAAACAAAAAGCGCUUAAACUAAUGUUGGCAUGUAGUCUAAUGGUUUUAGUAGAUACAGCAAACCGUCGAUGCAAGGACUAUAAAACAUCAAUGGUAGCUAAAUCAACCUCGAUCCAUAGUAAUAGUAACUAUCAUAAAAUUAAAUAUAAAGACCCUUCUCUCUAAUGGAAGUGGACCGCAGGGAAAUAUUAUCCCAGCUUUUUUGA